AUGAAGUUUGAUGACAUAGUGAAAGAAGUUGGAGGGUUUGGCCGGUACCAAAAAUUACUCAUUUUGUUGGUGAUGUUUCCGCAGAUUCUUAUAUCUAUCCAGGCAAUGCUGCCGGUAUUUAUCCUGUCAAAACAUGACCACCGAUGUCAGGCAAAGGUGAACGACGGCGUACAGCAACACGUCAACAUUACAAGCUACAUGGAGGCCAAAUAUGUACAUGACGUCACACCUUAUGUAACACUGAAUACGUCACAGUGCUCAAUGGAGGUGUUCUACAAUCGUACAAACAUCACGGAGAAAGAAGUCUGUACGUCCUGGUCAUUCGACACGAGUGAGCUGACCAGUUCCCCUAUAUCUGAUUUUGGUCUAGUGUGCGACGAUGCUGUUUUAACUCAGCAUGCCAGCAUGGUGUUUAUGGGAGCUUUUGAAACUGUUGACGCAGAUCACAGGUCUCACGCAACUGUUGCAGUCAAGCUAGCAUGGUGUUUAGGGGAAGUGAUUUUAAGUGGCGUCGCCUACUUCCUGCGGGACUGGCGACAACUCGAGCUAGUAGUAUCCAGUCCGGGAGUCAUCCUUCUUUUUUACUGGCUCUUCAUGCCGGAAUCAGCAAGAUGGCUGCUUUCAAAAGGAAAGGGCGAAGAGGCAAUGAAAAUAGUACGCCGCGCUGCUCGGGUGAACAGGAAACGGACUGAAAUAGACAUGACAAAAGUGAAACUUGAAGAUCACAAAAGCAGGAGUGAGAUAAUGCCUGUGUUUAAAUCAUACAGACUAUUGUUAAGAUUCAUUGUGAUUCUAAUUCUCUGGUUUAUUUUGACUUUGUCCUAUUAUGGUUUGACGUUUAGUCUUGGCCGGAUAGGCCACAAUGUCUACUUGAACUUUCUCAUCUACGCCGUGUUGGAAAUGGUCGCGUACGUCUCCUCUCUGUUCAUCAACACAAGGUUUGGACGCAAGCCGCUCAACAUUGGCGGCUUCUUAUUCGCCGGUACAGCUUGUGUGUCCUCUACCCUGAUAUCAAUGUAUGCAGACGAAGACAACGGUUGGCUGAUCAUUGGUCUGUCAGCGAUUGGAAGGAUGGGUAUUUCUGCGGUGCUGGCUAAUAUCUUCGUAUACACCAGUGAACUAUUUCCGACGACAAUUCGAAGCUUUAUACUUGCCGUUUCUGAUGUAGCAACUCGAAUAGGAGCUAUCAUUGCUCCAUACAUUUCUGCCUUGGGGACUAACAGCGAGGUUAGUAGCACAUCCCUUACGUUCGGUGUAUUGUCUUUGGUCGCGGGAGUCCUGUCCUGUUUCCUCCCAGAGACCCUCAACACUAAACUUCCAGACAGCAUGAGUGACAUGGGGGAUCAGUUCGCAACCCUCCAAAAUAAACCAACUCGCCAAAAUGUCGUUGCUCCAGACACAAUAGUCACAUAUCUGUAGAAUAAAGUUGUAAAUGGCUUACAGAACAGCGGAGAUGUGGUCGCGAUCGUGUACACCAUGAAGGUUUGCACGUGAUAGAAAAUAAUAUUGAAGUUAUACAUAUUGUAUCGUACAUGCAGUUCUAAUAUCAUAUUGAUAGAAGUAAGACGUCGUUAAACUAAGUUUGAAUAUUUCAAACGUUAAGAUUAACCUGGAGGUAAGCUACAGCCUAAA
Molecule: messenger RNA, 1632 nt
Organism: Pecten maximus
Lineage: Eukaryota; Metazoa; Mollusca; Bivalvia; Pectinida; Pectinidae
Product: organic cation transporter protein-like
Exons: 8
Coding region: 1-1419 (472 amino acids)
Biological process (GO): transmembrane transport
Cellular component (GO): membrane
Molecular function (GO): transmembrane transporter activity
Source: RefSeq, a predicted model, not a curated record